Messenger RNA from Camarhynchus parvulus, 1590 nucleotides. RefSeq names its product transmembrane protein 241 (gene SLC35D4). Gene Ontology annotation, molecular function: antiporter activity. The coding region runs from base 68 to 958 and encodes 296 amino acids. NCBI's taxonomy places the organism in Eukaryota, Metazoa, Chordata, Aves, Passeriformes, Thraupidae. The record is from RefSeq and is a predicted model, not a curated record. The transcript is spliced from 15 exons. Gene Ontology annotation, cellular component: Golgi apparatus.
GCGCCCGCUGAGGCGACGUGUCCCCGGCCCGGCCGAUGGCCGCCGCCCGCCGCGCCCGCGCUGACCGAUGUAUUUGAAGAGGCCGGCGGGCGGCCUCGCCUUCUGCCUCUUCUACCUGGCUUCCAGCUUCACCAACAAGUAUGUCCUGUCUGUCCUGCAAUUUACCUACCCUACCCUUUUUCAGGGGUGGCAAACAUUGGUGGGUGGACUUCUGCUUCACAUCUCUUGGAAGCUGGGCUGGGUGGAGAUAAACUUGUGUUCAAGGUCUGAAAUCCUGUCAUGGCUUCCUGCAUCAGUACUUUUUGUGGGCAUUAUUUAUGCUGGCUCCAGGGCACUGUCUAGAUUGCCAAUCCCGGUGUUCCUCACAGUGCACAACGCGGCAGAAGUCAUAACCUGUGGGUUCCAGAAGUUUGUGCAGAAAGAGCAGACCUCUCAUCUGAAAGUCUGUAGUGUGCUGUUCCUCCUGGCAGCAGCAGUGUGCCUUCCUUUGUGUGACACACAGUUUGAUCCAAACGGAUAUUUAUGGGCUCUAAUUCACUUGAUCUGUGUUGGGGCUUACAAAGUAUUUCACAAGUUGUGGAAACCUGGAUCUUUAAGUGACCUGGACCAACAGUACAUCAACUAUGUAUUCAGUGUGGUGCUGUUGGCCUCUGCAUCCCAUCCAGCAGGUGAUCUCUUCAGUGCCUUGGAUUUUCCAUUCCUGUACUUCUACAGGUUUCAUAGCAGCUGCUGUGCCAGUGGACUGUUGGGAUUCUUUCUGAUGUUGCAUACAGUGAAGCUAAAAAGCAGCACAACCUCAGGGCAAUAUGCAGCCUGGAGUUUCCUUGCAAAGGUUAUCACUGCUAGCUUAUCACCAUUCUUCUUUGUCAUGACUGCCAAUGUACUAACAAUUUCUUGCCUUGUGGUCGGUGGAGUUGGAGAAGCAUUGCUUGUUUACACUGAAAGGACAGGCACAUAAAGAGGAACCAUAUCUCACCAGUUGGAACAGAGCUGACUCGCAGCCUAGAGACACUAUAAUGAAAAAAGCAGCAGCAGGAAUGAAGAAGUGCAACGAAACAUGAGGAAAGGGAUCUAUUGUUUUUUUUUUAAUUAAGAAAAGAACCUAUGCUAUUAAUAGUGCUGGUAAGGGAGCAGCAUAUUUGGCAGAGAUGGUAAGGAGCUUUUGCCUCAAAGCACAAGACCAACUAUAUCAGAUUGAUGUGGUAAAGAAAGAACUGCACUGUAUCAUGCUGAUGGCUCUGUGUGAGCACCACUCAGUAGCAGCUUCUAGCACAGGGAGCUAAACUCAGGAAAAGCAGCAUUCCCCACUGGAUGCCCCCAGUGGCUUUUUUUUUGUUUGAAGCAGACAGCAGGUCAUACCAAAUGAUGUAUAAAUUCAGGAUCUGGAAGGAUGGAUUUUGCCUCCAACUGUUCUGUAAGCAGCAAGCUGCCACACACAGGUCUCUAGUCAUGUUGUCUGAACUGGCACAGGGACUGAGGCCAAAGGGCUUGUGGAGAUAAUCCCCUUCUGGAACUGUGGCAGUUUGACAGCCUUUCAGAAAGGGAAAAUCAGCAAUAAAUCUCAAUAUCUGUAGUGAUUGCUCUUUGUGA